Molecule: messenger RNA, 2498 nt
Organism: Papilio polytes (common Mormon)
Lineage: Eukaryota; Metazoa; Arthropoda; Insecta; Lepidoptera; Papilionidae
Product: glucose dehydrogenase [FAD, quinone]-like
Exons: 5
Coding region: 377-2194 (605 amino acids)
Molecular function (GO): flavin adenine dinucleotide binding; oxidoreductase activity, acting on CH-OH group of donors
Source: RefSeq, a predicted model, not a curated record
CAGUGAAGACAUCGGCGCGGGCGACGAUUUCCUACGUCGCAUUGCUCAUUUUCAUAUCGAUAUGUUUAAUGAGAUACAGUUUAUUCACCUCAGCAGCAAGCGCUCACGAGCCACUACUCGCAUAGACGCGGCUUAUUUCUUUAAAAAAUGUCGUCAAACGCUGUAUUACACUGUGUCCGUUCUGAACCUAUAUCUAUUUUGUUUAACUAUAAAAUAUUGACGUGUGUCGCGUGGCCGUGGACACGGAUUAUUCGGAAAUAACGGAAGAAAAUAUUUUUGUUGCGGUAAUCCCUAUUUUACAGGUGUAGCUUUCGGCACAGUUUGUCCGGCGCGGUCGGGAUCAACAGACAGGGUACUACGGCGUUAGUUUAGCGACAUGUUGGGUGGAGUGUGCGGCGCGGGGGCCGCGGGGGGUGCGGGAGGUGUGUCGGGUGCGGCGUUCUCUACCGCGCUGCAUUUCUUUACGGCCGCACAGUGCUUGCUCUGCGAGUCUUGGCCGCCACACUCUAAUAUACCAAAUGGGUCUAGUUACGACAUGGUCGUGGUGGGCGGCGGCAGCGCGGGCGCGGCGCUGGCGGCGCGGCUCAGCGAGCUCGGCGCCCUCAGUGUGUUACUGAUAGAGGCGGGGGGCGACCCGCCACAGGACUCUGUUGUGCCCGGUUUCAAAGAUGUGUUGAAAUCAAGCCCAUACGAUUGGAACUUUACGACGGUGAACAAUGAAUUCUCGAGCCAGGCGCUGCAGGGCGGCAGCCAGGGUCAGCCGCGAGGGAAAAUGUUGGGCGGCAGCGGUUCCUUGAACGACAUGGUGUACGCUAGGGGCUUCCCUGCGGAUUACGAUGAGUGGGCCGAUCUUAUAAGUGAGGAGUGGACGUGGGACAAAGUACUACCAUACUUUAAGAAGACGGAACAUCUAACGGAUGAAAGGAUAGUAGAAGAGCCCGAGUUGGCCGAGUACCACGGCUUCGGCGGAGAGAUGGAGGUCUCAGGGAAAAACGAAUCCACUUACACCACCGACAGGUUUAUUGAGGCGUUUCAAGAAUUAGGAUUUAGACUUGUUAAAGAUAUGACGAAUCCCCAAAAUAUUGGCGUGGGUCGAUUCUCCCACAAUAUCAAGGAUGGCCAGAGACAGAGUUCGCUCACAGGUUUGCUCAAUAAUGCAGCGAAAAGGAAUAAUCUAUUCGUUUUAAAAGAAUCGCAGGUUGUCAAAGUUCUAACAGAAAAUAGUACAGCAAUCGGUGUGAAAGUAAUGAUCGAAGAAGAAGAGUACCAUUAUUAUGCGAACAAGGAAGUAAUUUUAUCUUCGGGUGCAUUUAAUUCGCCAAAACUGAUGAUGCUCUCUGGGAUCGGGCCAAAAAAGCAUUUAGAGGAGUUAGGAAUAGAGCUAAUCAAGGACCUGGCAGUCGGGGAAAAUCUCCACGACCACGUGAUGGUGCUAACUUAUUUGGCUGCAGAUAAUGGAACCUGUUUUUCCGACGAACGAAGUAAGUACUUAGAUGCUAUAAAAUACUUAUACGAUCGCAGCGGGUCGUUCGCUAAGACGACGGAUAUCGGAGUUUACAUAUCGCUAUCAGGCUCGGCUAGAGCCAACGUGCCCGACUUCGCCAUUUACCCGACCUGUUCCCCGGUCGGCAGCAAUUUUUAUCAAGGCUGCCUCAAUGUUUUGAGAUUCAAGAAAGAGAUAUGCGAACAACUGGACGCUGAAAACAGGGAUAGAGAGUUAAUAUCUUUAGCUGUCGUAAAUCUAAAACCGAAAUCAAGGGGAAGAGUACGUUUGAAGUCUACGGAUUAUUUGGACCCACCCUUGAUAUACACGGGCACGUUUAGUGAUCCGAGGGACUUGGAAGGGUACCCUGAAGCGAUGGAUCUUGCAUGGGCUCUGGUAAACACCUCCUACUUCCAGAGUAAAAAUGCUCGUGUUAUCGAUCUAGAUAUUGAAGAAUGUAGAGCAUUGGAAGGCGACAGCAAAGUGAAAUGCAUAGCGCGGUGUUCGGCAAUGUCAGCGUGGCACUCUGUGGGCACUGCGGCAAUGGGCGCGGUGGUAGACGCUGAGAUGCGCGUGCGCGGCGUGCAGGGGCUGCGUGUCGCCGACGCCAGCGUUAUGCCCACAAUCAUCCGCGGCAACUCCAAUGCGCCCGUCGUCAUGAUCGCAGAAAGAGCUGCCGAUUUCAUCAAACAGGGUUUAAAAGCAAUUUAACACUAAACAUUUAUUUAUAUUACGUAUUAGGUUUACACAGUAUUAUAGUUUCAUGAUGUUCUUCGUAAUAUGUCCAUGUCAAGUUCGAAGCAGAAAUAAAAUACAUAUAAAACUACAUGAGGUGUCUUUUCGUCCACUAUCCGUGGGAGAACCUAUCAUUUCCUAUUUCUGUUUCACAUGCUUUUAUAUUUAAACAUUUGUAAAUAAUUCAUUAACAGUCUGUAUUAUAAUAUUCAUAACAUUAAAUAAGUUACUUUCUCUAUUUAACAAUCAAUUAUAGCUUGUUAUGAUUUAAUAUUCAAUC